GAGGCAGAGCUCAUGAGAUGCGCCAGAUAAGAUGCGGAGCCUCCACCACCCCUGUAGCUGUAACUCCCUCAGCUUCUUGAACUUGUCCAGCCCACCUAAUUUCAGUAAGAGCACAAUUCCAAAUGUCCAUAGAUGCCUCGUUUCAGUUAACACAAACUACUUUCCUGUUUCCAUUACCGGGACUCCUGAGAGUUCAGUUUUCUCCUCGAAUUCUUUGAUUUCGAAAAGAACCCAGGUCCCCUUUUGCUCGUCCACUGAUGAGUUCAUGCAAUUUGGAGGUACCCAUGUUUCGAAUAAGCCCGAAAAUGAGAGAUUUCAGGAAAUGGAAGAGCUUGAAUUGCUGGGUAAGCCUGCGCCAUUACCUGUAAAUGGUGGUUCUUUAACAGAUGUGGAUUCGGGGUCUCAGAAACCUGAUAAAGAUGAUGCCUUGGCUCCUUUCCUGAAAUUCUUCAAGGAUAGAGAUUCUGAUGAAGACAGUGACUUAAAAGUGACUAAAGGGGAGGAGUCGCAGAUGGUCAUUGUAGAGUAUUACGAGCCAAAACCUGGUGACUUGGUAGUGGGAGUUGUUGUGUCUGGUAAUGAGAAUAAGCUCGAUGUGAACGUCGGUGCUGAUCUUCUGGGGGCAAUGCUGACCAAGGAAGUGCUCCCUCUCUAUGAUCAAGAGUUUCCCUAUCUGUUAUGUGACAUGGAAAAGGAUGCUGAGGAGUUUAUGGUUCCUGGGAAGAUGGGAAUUAUCAGGGAUGAGGAUGCAGUGAGUGGGGAACCCGUACCAGGGAGGCCCGUCGUUGAAGUAGGUACAGUUCUUUUCGCUGAGGUCCUCGGCCGAACACUUAGUGGACGGCCUUUGCUUUCCACGAGGCGGCUCUUUCGGCGGAUUGCGUGGCAUCGACUGAGGCAGAUAAAACAGCUCAAUGAACCUAUUGAGGUUAGAAUUACAGAGUGGAAUACGGGUGGCCUUCUUACAAGAAUUGAGGGUCUGCGAGCAUUCCUUCCUAAAGGUGAGUUGAUGGGUAGACUUAACACCUUCACAGAUUUGAAAGAAAAUGUGGGACGACGGAUGUAUGUGCUGAUUUGUAGAAUAGAUGAAGCUACUAAUGAUAUAAUAAUCAGUGAGAGAGAAGCUUGGGAAAUGUUGCACCUUCAAGAUGGAACACUUCUACAUGGCACUGUUAAUAAAAUUUUUCCGUAUGGGGCGCAAAUAAGGAUAGGUGAGACCAAUAGAAGUGGGUUGCUGCAUAUCUCAAGAAUAACGCGUGUCCGAGUUGGUUCUGUCAGCGAUUUGCUAACAGUGGAUGAGAAGGUGAAAGUUCUGGUGGUGAAGUCAACGUUUCCUGAUAAAAUAUCACUAAGUAUAGCAGAUCUCGAAAGUGAGCCUGGCCUAUUUCUUUCAAACAAAGAGAGAGUAUUUUCUGAGGCUGAAGUGAUGGCUAAAAAGUACAGGCAAAAGUUACCAGUUGUUUCUGCAACUCGUAAGCUAGAUGACCUUCAAACCGAUCUUCUAUUUGAUGACGAAGCAAAAUUAUAUUCAAACUGGAAGUGGUUUAAAUUUGAAGAAGACAACAGUGACUGACCAAUGAGAUAGCUUGUUCUUGAGAUAGUGAGCUGGAAGUGGGAGGUGCUCAGAACUGAUGCCUAAAGAUCGACUAAAAUAUCCUUAAACUGGUGCAAACAUAAGGGUGUUGAAGUGUUUUUUUUUUUUUUUGUAAAUUAAAUGCCAUCUGAAAAUCAACGGAAGCAAGGGAUUUGCUCUUGUCUUCACAUCCAAUUCCAUUUAUUGAGAGUUAUAAGGUGUGCAAUGUCAAAAUUUUGUAUAUGUUAUAUA
Messenger RNA from Telopea speciosissima, 1822 nucleotides. Its product is annotated as protein PIGMENT DEFECTIVE 338, chloroplastic-like. The transcript has 8 exons. Lineage: Eukaryota; Viridiplantae; Streptophyta; Magnoliopsida; Proteales; Proteaceae. Gene Ontology annotation, biological process: RNA stabilization. Gene Ontology annotation, molecular function: RNA binding. The record is from RefSeq and is a predicted model, not a curated record. The coding region runs from base 32 to 1570 and encodes 512 amino acids.